CGCACUUCACUCCACUCGACUGCGCAUCUCAGGCGUCGCUGUCAGGAAUACCCAGAGGAGAGGGAGACGCGCUGAUAGAUUUUUUUUGGGGGGGAAACUGCAUCAAGUGAACACUGUUAAACGAAGAGGCAAAAGAAAAGGUGGACACACGACUGUCCGGGACGCAAGUGGUUAAAAGCUUGCUGCGUAAAGCUGCGGUUGUAGUUAGAGCGACUUGUUUGGGAGUUUGGUGUGAUUUCUCCACACUUUACUCUUUACAGACGGUUUAUUAACGCAGUUUGGAGUAGUUCGUCAAGCUGGCCACUGCUCAUUUUACUGCAGGGCUUUUGUAGCCCUGGAGACCCUCUUGUACUUUGGACCUGGUUGUGUGUAAAGACUCACGUAGACGUAUAGCAGAACCGUUGCAGGAGGUGCAUGUGAUGCUGAAGCGUGCAAAGACUGAGUGAAAUUGUUCAUCUCGCUUUAUUGUCUGUGUUGUAAGAUCGCCCCCCCAAGACUGAAGACUGACAGCCUGCGCCUCUCUUUGUUGUCACCAUCGUGCAAGGACUAUGUUGAUGAAGGAGUACCGCAUCUGCAUGCCCCUCACAGUGGAGGAGUACCAGAUUGGACAGCUGUACAUGAUCAGCAAACACAGCCAUGAACAGAGCGAACGCGGGGAGGGGGUGGAGGUGGUCCAGAACGAGCCGUAUGAUGACCCUGAGCACGGAUCAGGACAGUUCACUGAGAAAAGAAUCUACCUCAACAACAAACUUCCAAGCUGGGCCAGAGCGGUGGUCCCGAAAAUAUUCUACGUCACAGAGAAGGCUUGGAACUAUUACCCGUACACAAUCACAGAGUACACGUGCUCCUUCCUGCCCAAGUUUUCCAUCCACAUUGAGACCAAAUACGAGGAUAACAAAGGCAGCAAUGACAGUAUCUUCAACAACGAGCUCAGAGAGGAAGAGACAGAGGUGUGUCUGGUGGACAUCGUCUACGACGAGAUCCCUGAGCGCCACUACAAGGAGUCCGAGGACCUGCGUUAUUUUAAGUCGAAGAAGACGAGCCGAGGCCUCCUGCAGGAAGGAUGGAUCAACAGCCAGGACCCCAUCAUGUGCUCCUACAAACUGGUCACCGUGAAGUUUGAAGUCUGGGGGCUGCAAACACGAGUAGAGCAGUUUGUGCACAAGGUGAUUCGAGAUGUUCUACUUUUAGGACACAGACAGGCCUUUGCCUGGGUGGAUGAGUGGAUUGACAUGACCAUGGAGGAGGUCCGGGAGUUCGAGCGGGCCACGCAAGAAGCCACCAACCUGAAGAUCGGCACGUUCCCCCCGACCAUCUCCAUCUCAGAGACCCCGCUGCCGUCCUGCGCCCGCAGCGGCCCCAACAGCGCCCCGUCCACCCCGCUCUCCACAGAAGCCCCCGAGUUCCUGUCGGUGCCAAAGGAGCGUCCCAGGAAGAAGUCCGCCCCCGAGACCCUGACCCUGCCCGACCCGGGCCGCAGAGAUUCGCUCUUCAAACUGCCGAGCUUUUUCUCUGGAACUCCAGUCCGCAGCCUGAAUGAGAGCGAAGAAGGUCAGACGCCUGUGAACCCCCCCGUCCAAUCAGUAGAGGAUGCCUGCCCAGCACAUCCCACAAAUGCCCCCUCAAGCCAGCGGAAGUGAAGGAGACGUUUUCACUGUCCUGGUGAUCCCCAGCUCCUACAGACCCGCCUGUGUUACCACAAAGCUCUCAGACUACCUGUACAGGUGCACACAGGAAGACUGAACCCAAAACUCAGUGAGGGUAGAGAUAUAAAGUCCCCCUGAGAGUUCAACUAAAGCAGACAGAGGCUCCAACUUCUUAAACAAAAACAGCCAGGAUCAUCCGUCAAAUACAAACCUUUCUCACACGUUUGGACGCUGUGUUCGAUGUAAAUAGAAACA
This is a messenger RNA of Labrus bergylta (ballan wrasse), 1901 nucleotides long. RefSeq names its product phosphatidylinositol transfer protein cytoplasmic 1a (gene pitpnc1a). Gene Ontology annotation, molecular function: phosphatidylinositol transfer activity; phosphatidylinositol binding. The record is from RefSeq and is a predicted model, not a curated record. Gene Ontology annotation, cellular component: cytoplasm. Gene Ontology annotation, biological process: phospholipid transport. Lineage: Eukaryota; Metazoa; Chordata; Actinopteri; Labriformes; Labridae.